AAUUUAGGCUGGCAAAAGAGAGCAGGGUUGUUGCAUCCCCAACAGAAGGAGGAAAAGCCAGCAGGAAGUCCCUGGUGUUCCAGUGGUUAGGACUACGUGCUUCCACUGCAGGCGGGCAUGGGUUCAAUCCCUGGUCGGGAAGCUAAGAUCCCACAUGCCAUGCGGCAUGGCCAAAAGAAGGAGGAAAAGCCAGAGAGGUGGGAAUGGGCAGGGCUGGCUUUCUGGUUUGGGGAGGAGGAGGUACAGGCGGGAAGCACUGAGAAAAUCACAUUGGCUGAAUCGGAAGAUAGGAAGGAAUGGGAACCAAUGUUUCCUGGAAGCCAAUAUUGUCCAAACAGGCCUGGCACAGGUAUUUUGUGCGUAUACCGGGGCCCCAGGUAUCUGCCUUGGUCACACCUCACUGGUGUAGGUUUGUCUAGGCGCAUGGGCUGAGGAACCUUCUGGAAAAGCCAUAGGAACCAGGUAGGGUUUUCUGGGCCAAAGAGCAAGGCCUUGGAGUCAAAUGUGAAGAAUCAAUGAGUGACAGGUGGUGUCUAUGGUGGGAUGAGGUUGGGGGUAGGGGACAAUCAGUAAAAACUGACAGAAGCUUUUAGCUUCUCUCAAAGCUCUGGGAGAUCCUGCUCUGAGACCCUCCUUGGAGUGAGAUAACUUGAGGGGAGGGGCACUCUCCACCCUCAGGCCAAGACACCUCAUGCCUUUGGCAUUGGUGGUAAUGCCCUGAAGGCUCAGAUGGCAGUGAUCUGAGACUUGGUGCCGCAGGGUACCCCAGGAGGCAGCUGUUUGACCAGCGGGCUGGGAGAGCUCCUGAGUCCAUGGGAGACACCUCUGCGGUUGUCCCCAAAUAGCUGAUUCUUCCCAGCUCCUCCGUGAACAGGUACUUGGAAGUGCCCGUGGAACUGGGUACUUACUACUCCCAAGAAAGCUUCUGUUCCCACAGGCUGUCAAGGUCUGAGAAACUUGGGUUGUUUAAUUUUCAUAAACACCCCGAGUAGAGUAACAUUACUUCCCUCUGGCAGAUAAGGACACAGAGGCCACAAGAGACCGUGUGGCUUUCCCGACAUCACAGCCUGCAAAUGGAAGAGCUGGGAUUUGAACCCAGCUGGCCUGGCCCAGCACUUGGGCUCUUUCUAAUGCCUUCACCACCUUCAUCUCAAUGCCUUUUCACUAUAAGACAGGGUCACUGGAGAGGAUUUCCAGUGGCCCUUAUUAGAGGCCAGCGUUCAUCUCUUUUGAGCCCAGGCACCCUGUGGGGGCUGUGCAGCCACAGCCUGGCUGGCAUAGGCAGUCCAGCAGCCGCUUGCCUCUGGGUGGCUGCCCACUUCCUGCCGGACCCUACGUGCACUGGGCCUGAGGCUGUGGCUCUGGAAGGGGAUGCCCCACCCCCAUCUUCAGGACUGGGCGAUUCCAGGAAGCAAUAAGCCGCUGAGCCGCUGUGGCCGGGGCUCCCCUCCCUAAUCCCCAGCCUGUCCAUGAUUAUCCGAUGGCUUCAGUUGGGGGUGUGGGCAGCUGCUGGGUUUGCUGGGCCAGCAGGACAGAGCAGUAAGGGACAGGCCCCUGCCCAGCCUACAGAGGAGCCAGGAGCCAUGAGGGUGGCGGUGGGCAUUCUGUGGCUCCUGGCCCUCGGAGGACCCCCGCAGGCCCGGGCCGCCUGCCCUUCUCAGUGCAGCUGCAGCCUCCAUGUCCUGGGCGAUGGCAGCAAAGCCAGGACAGUGGUGUGCAACGACCCUGACAUGACCCUGCCCCCAGCAUCUGUCCCUCUGGACACCUCCAGCCUGCGCCUGGAGCGGACGGCCAUUCGCAGGGUGCCCGGGGAGGCCUUCAAGGCGCUGGGCCGCCUGGAGCAGCUGUGGCUGCCCUACAACGCGCUCUAUGAGCUCAACGCUCUGAUGCUGAGGGGCCUGCACCGCCUGCGUGAGCUGCGCAUGCCCGGGAACCACCUGGUCACCUUCCCUUGGGCGGCGCUCAGGGACGCUCCCAAGCUGCGGCUGCUGGACCUGCAGGCCAACCGCCUCUCGGCUGUGCCCCCGGAGGCCGCGCGCUUCUUGGGGAACCUCACCUUCCUUGACCUCUCCAGCAACCAGCUGCUGAGGCUCCCCGAGGAGCUGCUCACCACCUGGACUCACCUGCAGAAGGGACCCUUCCUUCCCGGCCGCCACGUCAAGCUGGUCCUAGGGCUGCAGGACAACCCCUGGGUGUGUGACUGCCGACUCUAUGACCUGGUCCAUCUCCUGGAAGGCUGGGCCCCAAACCUGGCCUUCAUAGAGGCCAGGCUGAGGUGUGCCAGCCCACGCAGCCUGGCCGGACUGACCUUCAGCCAGCUGGAACUGAGGAGGUGCCAGAGUCCGGAGCUCCGUCCAGGGGCGGCCAGCAUCAGGUCCCCCUUGGGCAGUGCAGUAUUGCUACGCUGUGGGGCCUCCGGGGUCCCUGGGCCAGAAAUGAGCUGGAGUAGGGCCAACGGGCACCCACUUAACGGCACAGUGCACCAGGAAGUCUCCAGUGACGGCACGAUCUGGACUCUGCUGGGCCUGCCUGCUGUGUCCCACCUUGACUCUGGAGACUACAUCUGCCAGGCCAAGAACUUCCUGGGAGCCUCUGAGACUCUUAUCUCCCUGGUCGUCUCUGAGCCCCAGACAUCCACGGAACACAGUGGGGGCCCAGCGGCACCGUGGGCCAGGACAGGUGAGGGGGCAGAAGCAGCUGCAUACAACAAGAUGGUGGCCAGGCAUGUCCCCCACAUCCCCGAGCCUGCUGUCCCAGCCACUCGGCCCCCUGUGCCCAACACGAAGGAGCAACUAAUCCUCCAGCCCUUCCAGAUGGGGGCCCCAGGAGAGCACUUGGAUGUGCAGGCAGGACCCCAGGAGGCCCAAAGGGUGAGCUCUCUCAAGGUGGUGGGGGACACUUACCAGAGCGUGACAUUGGUGUGGAAGGUCCCCCAGGCUGGGAACACAACUUCCUUCAGCGUCCUCUACGCAGUCUUUGGGCAGCGCGACAUGCGGCGGAUGGUGGUGCAGCCGGGGAAGACCAGUGUCACCAUCCAUGGGCUGGUGCCCAAGAUCAAGUACGUGGCGUGUGUCUGCGUGCAGGGCCUGGUGCCCCGGAAGGAGCAGUGUGUCAUCUUCUCCACGGACGAAGUGGUGGAUGCUGAAGCCACUCAGUGGCUCAUCAAUGUGGUGGUGAUCAGUGUGGCUGCCAUCAUCGCCCUGCCCCUCACGCUGCUCGUCUGCUGCAGUGCUCUCCAGAGCCGCUGGCGCAAGUGCCACACCAGGGGCUCCGCUGAGGCCACAGGUGCCUACGUCAACCUGGAGAGACUGGGCCACAGUGAGGAUGGCUCAGAGGAGCUGUCCCAGCACAGCCUCAGUGAGGCCGACAGGCUCCUAUCUGCCCACUCCAGCCUGGACUCUCAGGCCUUGGGCGUCAGGGUGGGCAGACGGAUCAACGAGUACUUCUGCUGAGGGCCGUGCACACAGGUGCCUACACGCCUGCUCCCAACCACUCUCCCUCUUCGCCUCCCACGCGCUCACUCUGACACCUGAAUCCAUGCUCACCCACUCUUACCUACUUGGGUAUCUGCUUACUCAUACAUUUACACACCACCACCGCAACAACAGCUAACACUUAUAUAAGCACUUACUAUGUGCCAGAAAGUGUUCUAAGUGCUUUAUAUACAUUAACUCAUUGAAUUCUUAUGACAACACUUUGCAGCAGGCACCACUCUUCUCCCCACUUACCUGGAGAAGGAACAGGGUGAGUAAGUAACUUGCCUGUAUCAGUCAGUUUUUGCUGUGUAACAAAUAAAGGCAAAAUUGCAGCGGUAUACAGCAAAAAGCACUUAUUUUCACACAAUCCAUAAGUCAGUGGGUUGACUGUGGUGGCUCUGCUCCGUGUGUCCUACUUGGGGCUCAGGAUGGAGAGUCAGUGGCUACCUGGGGCAGGCUUCUUUCAUGGAGAUGUCAGAUGAUAUCAGAGAAAUGAGCAAAAACAUGUGAUGCCAAUUAAGCUCCUUAACACUGCCAUUUCUUCCCAUAUUCUACCUGCCAAAGCAAGUCUCAUGGCCAAAACUAAACUUUAAACAAGGCAGGAAAGGAUAGUUCUCCCAUGGAGGUAAUGGUAGGGCAGGACAUAUUUUGCUGAGCAGUGAUCUAAUCUAUGUUGCCCACAAGUACACAGCUAGGAAAUGGCAGCUCUAGAAAUUGGACCAUGCACUUGAUUCCAGAGUUGAUAGUCCUUGCUACUUUCCUAUACUGCAUCUUGAUUCCAUUUAUGCUAACUCGUAGGCACUCACACAUAGUCUCUUUAUGCAUUUGCCACAUUUGUACAGCCACAUACACACACAUGCAGAGACCCUCACUGUGGACACAUGGAUUCUAACAUUUUUUUCUCCGGGUGCCAUUCUGCCUAGAGAUAAUCAUCUGAUUUUCAGUAAAUUCUAGAAGUUUAGAUGAUGCCCAGGAGACUACUGCUUGUUUACUCUCAGAAUGUCAGGCUGGAGGGAUCUGAGAGACCCUCCGUGGCAGGUGGCACAGUACACUCAAUGCUGUCUGGCACACAGCUCACCUCUGUCCCCGUGUAGCAGCAUUUGUGAUUCUAACUGAAUCUUACCUGGGUUCCUGAGGGUGUCUCAGAGCCUUCUGGGUCACUCAGUAAGCCACUUCAAAGGAGGAUUCCUGUUCAGUUUGCUUAAAGCUGGGAAACCUCUGAGAUGUCAUCUCUGCACAUAGGAGAAGACAAACGUUCCCAGCAGAAGGGCCAAUGUUCUGUCCUGUCUGGAGUGGCUUCUAACGAAGGGAGCAUCCAGGCUGUUUGGUGCCAAGGCCUUUGGGUAAUAACUGAGGAAAUUUGGGGACAGCAAGUGAUGCAAGAAAGCUAUCUUUCCAGUAUCACCUAAGAGACACCAUACUGUCUUGACUCUUUGCUAAAUAUAAAGACCAGUGUGAUGCAGUGAUGUCUAAAGUUACUGUACUUCCUCUCACAUUUACGAAAGACCUUACAACAGAUAACCUUACAACUUUUUUUCUUGGUUUCUCUCAUUUUGAUCUUCACAAUGACCUGUUUUGAAGGCUGGGCUAUUUGAUUUUACAGACAAGAAAACUGAAACCCAAAGAGCUGAAUAAUUUAUAGAGCACAGUGAUGGAUUUUCUUGGAGAAUCCGUGGCUUUGAUAAUGUUCUGGCCAGGCUGAGGGUCUUUGUUCAGAAUUGAUCUCUGCAGUGUGACCCACAGCAGUUUUACUAUGGAAAUGGAUUUUUUUGAGCUACUGAAACCUGGGAUCAGAAUCCUGAGAGCACCAGUGCAUGUGAAUGUGGGAUUUCCAUACAUGGCUAUUCCCUGCCCAUCACCUGUAGGGUGCACCUGACUUUAACUUGGGGGCUGUUGCUAUUGGUUAGAGAAAUUAUUUGGUUGGAAAAUGACAAAGCCACUGUCUACAUCAUAGGUCAACAAACUUUUGUUUUUCUAUAAAGAAAGCCAGAUAGGAGAUACUUAAGGCUCCAUUACUACUCCUCAACUCUGCUGAUGUAGUGUGAAAGCAACCCCAGACCAUAUGUAAGUUAAUGAGCAUGGAUGAGUUCAAAUAAAAUGUUAUUUACAAGAACAGGUGGCAGGCUGGAUUUGGCUCCCAGGCUGUAAUUUGCCAACCCCUGAUCUAGAUUUGUAAAGGCAUUUCUGCUAUGCCUUGUGAGACUUAAGACUCAACUCUGAUGGUUUGGUAUAUGAGACUGACAGACACUCCCCAAAUCAGAACAAAUAUAAGUGCAGUGGAUGACAGCAGCCAUCUGUUGAAAUGAUAAAGAUGUUUUCUCUAAAAGAUUGGCUGAGCCAAUCGAGACUGAACAAUUAUUGACCCAACUAACAUGCAGUUUUAUUGAACUCUGUUUGAAGAAAAAUCAGGAACUUGAAAGCAAGAAUGUGUUAGUAUUUAUCCAGUAAUGUGUGUGUGUGUGUGUGUGUGUGUGUGUGUGUGAAAGAGAGAGAGAAAGAAAGUUUCAACUUUCCAAUGAUUCAUGAAGACCUACCUUGGUGGUCUGAAUGGAAUGGCCCCCAAGAUGGUCAGCCUCCAAAUACCCAUAUGUCAGCCUUUCUUUGUGUGUUCUGUCUUCCCUGGUUUGCUCUUGUAGAGAAGAAUCAUCCUGGAUUGUGCUCAUGAAUAUUCAAGUCACUGGAAAAAACAAAUUCACGCUGUAAAAAAUAAAAUGAUGUCCUGUUUAUAUAUUAGUCUUUUGGUAUAUGAAUCUGGUUAGUAUGAGUCAGUCCCUGGAAACCUAAUGUCUUCUUAAAAUCCUGGAAGAAGAAUUUCUAGGACUUCCCUGGUGCCACAGUGGUUAAGAAUCUGCCUGCCGGUGCAGGGGACAUGGGUUCGAGCCCUGGUCCGGGAAGAUCCCACGUGCCAUGGAGCAACUAAGUCCGUGCGCCACAACUAC
This is a messenger RNA of Orcinus orca (killer whale), 6415 nucleotides long. RefSeq names its product leucine rich repeat, Ig-like and transmembrane domains 1 (gene LRIT1). Lineage: Eukaryota; Metazoa; Chordata; Mammalia; Artiodactyla; Delphinidae. The transcript is spliced from 4 exons. Bases 1470 to 3452 code for a protein of 660 amino acids. Gene Ontology annotation, cellular component: endoplasmic reticulum membrane. Gene Ontology annotation, molecular function: protein binding. The record is from RefSeq and is a predicted model, not a curated record.